Hirundo rustica (Barn swallow) is the source of this 2628-nucleotide messenger RNA. It is a transcript of the gene CENPL, whose product is annotated as centromere protein L. The coding region runs from base 1 to 1089 and encodes 362 amino acids. The transcript has 4 exons. The record is from RefSeq and is a predicted model, not a curated record. NCBI's taxonomy places the organism in Eukaryota, Metazoa, Chordata, Aves, Passeriformes, Hirundinidae.
AUGGCGGCGGGGCGCGCCGCCGCGCGCGGGCCGACGGGAAGGGAGUUCGAACGGCGGCGGCGGGCCGUGGCGGCCAUGGCGGAGGAGGCGCAGGAGGACGGUGCGACGCGGACCCUGCCCAGCCUCAGGCGGCUCUCCCGGGCUCUGCCUUUCGGGCGGACCCACGGCCGCCUCGGCAUCAGCUCCAGCGGCCGCCCCAUCGUGUCGGCGCUGUGCUCUCAGGAAAGCGCCGAUCCGCAGCAAACGGCGCUCCUGCUGCGUAAAGCCUGGACGCUGUACAGCGUGACCCCCCUGUACCGCUUCCGCCGCGCCCGCCUCAGGGACUACGAGCGGCUGCUGAGCGCCUUCAUCGCCGCCGAGAAGCAGAAGGGGCUGGCGGUGGAGGUGGGCGUCGAGCUGGACAUCAAGGUGGCCCUGUCCAGCCUCGCCGACCUCAGGGGCAGCGAGCUGGACCAGGCGGCCCUCCUCGUGCAGCUCUCUUCGAGGUCACGAGCUUCCUCCAGGAACUCUGAAGACAAACUGGUGUGGUCGGGCUGGUUCUGCUCCGUGUUUGGAGAUGACCUUUCCGAGAACCUGCCAGAGGACUUCACCAGCCUGCCCCUGUUCCUGAGCCACGGGGCCGAGAGCUACACGUCCUUGGUUGGAAGCUGGUUCCAGAAGACUUUCGACUGCUGCUUCCGCCGCCUGGCCAUCAGCCCCCAGAACCUCAGCUGGAUGGUGGCCAUGUGGGCUGGCUGCAAGCUGGACAGAGCUGCCGCUGCCGUGGAACUCGUCUUCUCCGUGCCCCGCCUGUCCCAGCCCCUGGAUAUUUCGUACGCCAUCCACCCAGAGGACGCCAAAGCUCUGUGGGACACGGUGCAAAAAACGCCAGGAGAGAUCACCCAGGAGGAGGUGGAUGUUUUCAUGGACUGCCUUUACGCCCACUUCCACAGGCACUUCAAGAUCCACUUGUCAGCUGCAAAGCUGGUGAAGGUUUCCACAGCGGUUGCCUCGGCACAUUGCGAUGGGAUUGUAAAGAUUCUACAGAGCCAAUACCUGCCUGGAAUGCUGAUGCUACUGACUGAACUCGCAAUCUCUCAGAUACAGUGACAGCCACUUCAGUAGCUCUUUGUAUUAAAAAGGCUUUCUGUUUGGACAGUCUGUGCUGAGAAACCACCAGGAAACUCACUCCUGCAGCAUCUUCCUUCUUCUCAUUCUGGCUGUCCGAAGUCUGACCGUAACUCCAGCACUUGGCUGUGUUUUGCACAGCAAAGUCAAGCAGAUUGGGCCCUGAAGAAGGGCUGCAAUGCAAAUUUGUGACAGCUUCCCGAGCAGCUUUGUCACUCAUUUCAUUUAUGUGCAGGUGUCAGCUCAGAGGCAGACAGUGCAAAUUCUUGAUGCAGCUUGCUGACAGGUAUUUCUGUUUUUUCAAAGUUGGUUUUCAUUGGGCAGCCUAAGAUACACAGGCCUUGGCUAAACUGUGACUCUUGGGCUAGUCUAAAUGCAAAGUUCAGCACACCUGAGAAAGGGUGCAUGCUCUACAAUCCAGGGCAGAAAAAUCCAAGUUUCUAACUCCCUUUUGAGCUUGUUAAGGGUACUUGGUAACGUGUAAUAUUGAUAAUGUUCAUUUAUGUUCCAGUUGGGCAUGAGAUUGGACACAAGGCACUUGUCAGCCUGUCGGUCCUCCCAGGCAAGUUAAAAGAUGGGAAAAUGAGGUGUGGAUAACCAGUUUGAUAGGCUUUGUCCUGAUGUUUGUAAUCUGGGAUGUAAUCCUGUAGGCCAGAGAGCUCUCAGGGGUGGAGCUGUGUGCCGUCUAAUUUGAUGUUGGAUCCCUCCCUUCUGGAGCAGGCAGGAGUUCAGAGGGACAGAGCACAGCAUCAGGCUAGACAUUUAAGGAGCAGAAAGUAGAACCUGCUAAGAGUUUUUGUAAUACUGAAUAGAGAAAAUAUUUUCAAUCUUUUGUCUUUAGGAAAGACCACCUUUGUCUAAUUAAAUAUAUUCUUGCAUGGAGCUUAUUUCCAACUACAGCUUACGUGACCAAACCACCAUUUGUUACUUAUUAAAUGCUUCUGUGAGCAGCAAAAUUCCAAGUCUAGUUUCUUGCUUCAUUGUGCAUCAUCUCUACGUGCUUGAUUUGUGCUAUGACCCUCUCCUAAACAGAGGUGCAAGUUACUUCUCCCAGUGUAAAACUGCCCAACAGGAUGUAACUGCAUGCCUAGUUCCUAACAUUUUUUCCAGAAUUAAACAAAGACACACUUGGUCUCAGAUUCUUUACUAGUUGAAGAUGGACUAUUUUUGCAUGUUAAGGUUGAAGUCUUUGGUAACUCUUACCCUGGUACAAGCAGCUAAGUGAGCUUCUGAAGGUCUUGGCAGCUCAGAAGCUACUUAAACUAUCACUUCUGGUGCUUUAGUUUCCUUUUUCGAAAUAUCUCAGACACAGUUUGCUAUCUGGAGUCAGAAGAGCUCUGGACAAAGGAGUACAAGGUCUGAAAAGAACUGGCACCUGUAUUUGGUUUGAAAAUAGGACUGUUACACCCAGAGCUAAGUUUUAAAUCUAAUGCUCACCUCUUUCCAACAAAUUUGCAUAUAUAAUAUCUAAAAACCUAAAUUCUUAUAGCCUCUUUUAACCUCUUCCUUGUGUUGUCCUCA